UCUUCACAAUCUCCUAUACCUUUUACACUUUUCCUAUAUCAAUACCAUCUACACUUUAUCAGGCAAAGCUUUUUGAUAUUUUUAAACGCCUUUUAUCUAUUAGUCAAAAUGAACUUAAUGAGUACCUUGCUAUUUCACAAUUAAUAUUUUAA
Messenger RNA from Funneliformis geosporum, 152 nucleotides. NCBI's taxonomy places the organism in Eukaryota, Fungi, Glomeromycota, Glomeromycetes, Glomerales, Glomeraceae. The record is from the annotation of a GenBank genome assembly.